Hippocampus comes (tiger tail seahorse) is the source of this 637-nucleotide messenger RNA. Its product is annotated as fatty acid-binding protein, brain. Gene Ontology annotation, molecular function: lipid binding. The transcript is spliced from 4 exons. Lineage: Eukaryota; Metazoa; Chordata; Actinopteri; Syngnathiformes; Syngnathidae. The coding region runs from base 81 to 479 and encodes 132 amino acids. The record is from RefSeq and is a predicted model, not a curated record.
CCCAAUAAGAGCCCUGAAGGGGGGCCCCCCACACUUCUUGUGAGACUUUCAGCCUGCUCAGCACGCACAAAACCUCCAACAUGGUCGACGCCUUCUGUGCCACUUGGAAGCUGGUGGACAGCGAAAACUUCGAUGAGUACAUGAAAGCGCUCGGUGUGGGAUUCGCCACCCGGCAGGUGGGCAACGUGACCAAGCCCACCGUCAUCAUCAGCCAGGAGGGCGACAAGGUGACCAUCCGCACGCAGAGCACCUUCAAGAACACCGAGAUCUCCUUCAAGCUGGGGGAGGAGUUUGACGAGACCACCGCCGACGAUAGGAACUGCAAGUCCACAGUGAGCAUGGACGGAGACAAGUUGGUCCACGUGCAGAAGUGGGACGGCAAGGAGACCAAGUUCGUCAGGGAGAUCAAGGACGGCAAGCUGGUCAUGAACUUGACCUUCGAGGACAUCCACGCCGUACGCACCUACGAGAAGGCGUAGAGGCCAACGUUUGCACCUCUUCUUCAUCAUCGUCUUCCUCCUCAAGCAAGCUGCACGUUUUAUUUUUAUCAAGUCUUUUUUUUUUUUUACAUGAAAAAAAUGACAUAUUGGACUGAUCAUCUUUGCAAAUGUGGUAAAUAAAACACGGGGAAAUUUUA